GUCGGAAGUCAAAGGUCAGUAAAUAGUGGUGAUGUCAUGCAGGCAAGAUGGCGGAAGGGGAGGACGUGGGAUGGUGGCGGAGCUGGCUGCAGCAGAGCUACCAAGCAGUCAAAGAGAAGUCCUCUGAAGCCUUGGAGUUCAUGAAGCGGGACCUGACAGAGUUUACCCAGGUGGUGCAACAUGACACGGCCUGUACCAUCGCAGCCACGGCCAGCGUGGUCAAGGAGAAGCUGGCUAUUGCAGCCUGUUGCCGGGGCGCUUGCUUCCUCUGCCCAUUCUCUAUACAGACGGAAGGCUCCUCAGGAGCAACGGAGAAGAUGAAGAAAGGGUUGUCUGACUUCCUAGGGGUGAUCUCAGACACCUUUGCCCCCUCACCAGACAAAACCAUCGACUGCGAUGUCAUCACCCUGAUGGGCACACCAUCUGGCACAGCUGAGCCCUAUGAUGGCACCAAGGCUCGCCUCUAUAGCCUGCAGUCGGACCCAGCAACCUACUGCAAUGAACCAGAUGGGCCCCCGGAAUUGUUUGACGCCUGGCUUUCCCAGUUCUGCUUGGAGGAGAAGAAGGGGGAGAUCUCAGAGCUCCUUGUAGGCAGCCCCUCUAUCCGGGCCCUCUACACCAAGAUGGUUCCAGCAGCUGUUUCCCAUUCAGAAUUCUGGCAUCGGUAUUUCUAUAAAGUCCAUCAGCUAGAGCAGGAGCAGGCCCGGAGGGACGCCCUGAAGCAGCGGGCGGAACAGAGCAUCUCUGAAGAGCCUGGCUGGGAGGAGGAGGAAGAGGAGCUCAUGGGCAUUUCACCCACAUCUCCAAAAGAGGCAAAGGUUCCUGUGACCAAAACUUCUACAUUCCCUGAAGGAGGACCUGGCCCCCAGAGCCCCUGUGAAGAGAAUCUGGUGACCUCAGUUGAGCCCCCAGCAGAGGUGACUCCAUCAGAGAGCAGCGAGAGCGUCUCCCUCGUGACACAGAUUGCUAACCCGGCCGCUGCACCUGAGGCACCAGUGCUGCCCAAGGACCUGUCCCAAAAGCUGCUAGAGGCAUCUUUGGAGGAACAGGGCCUGGCUGUGGAUGUGGGCGAGACUGGACCCCCGCCCCCUAUUCACUCCAAGCCCCUAACCCCUGCUGGCCACCCCAGCGGCCCAGAACCCAGGCCUCCAGCCAGAGUAGAGACUCUGAGGGAGGAGGCUCCCACAGACUUACGGGUGUUUGAGCUGAACUCGGACAGUGGGAAGUCUACACCCUCCAACAAUGGAAAGAAAGGCUCAAGCACAGACAUCAGUGAGGACUGGGAGAAAGACUUUGACUUGGACAUGACCGAAGAGGAAGUGCAGAUGGCACUUUCCAAAGUGGAUGCCUCUGGGGAGGUGAGUGGGCCUGGUGGGUCAGAGGGACGCGAGCCUAAUGGUCCUGGAUGUGAGAACUCUCCCCAGCCAGCCCAGCUGUCCCCUCAGGAGGGUCACUGCUCCUGUCUGAGGUGAUAGGUUGUGGGAAAGGAGCUGGAGCUUCCUGCUCAGAUCCACAACAGUGGUCAUCGGUAGGCUCCACUUCCCCUCAGUUCCAGGGUAGAUAGAGGGGAGAGUUCUUGACAUUAGCUCUGUAUUAAAAUUGCCUGAGAAACUGCUUAAGAAAACAGAUGCCGUGCUGGGCGCGGUGGCUCACGCCUGUAAUCCCAACACUUUGGGAGGCCAAGGUGGGAGGAUUGCUUGAGGCCAGGAGUUCAAGAUCAGCCUGGCCAAUAUAGUGAGACCCCAUUUCUAUUUUUGAAAAAAAAAAGACAUCAAACCCUACCUGACCUUCUGAGUUGUGGUCCCCAGGUAUGAGGCCUGAGUAUAUACUUGGCCUUGGAGACAAAAGACCAGUGUGAUCAAGGGCAAGUUACUUAACCUAAGCCCCUGAUUCCUCAUCUAAAACAUGGAAUUGAUUAUUAUAAGACCUGGCUUAUAAGCUGUAAUGAGGUGAUCCAUGUAGACACCUUAGGGCUAGUGCCUGAGACAUGGUGGCACUCAGGAGACAUUAGUGAUAAACCCCACAAAACCCAUUCCAGUUAUUCAGCUCAAAGAGGCCUUAGUACUGUUAUUCUUCACUACCUCUCAGAAUCAAAAGUGGCUCAUUUAGAUUCAGAGGCUGGAACAGUCCAAAGCUCUCCCAGCUAAUUAAUGACAGGACUGAGGCUGCAGCCCAGAUAUCUGAUUCAUGUCAGCAUUACUUCCACUGUCACAUAAGAACCACAUGAGUCCUUCCAUCGUGUAACUCAUGAGCCUGUUAGAAAGAGGUGGACAGAUUAGAGAGACCUGUGAAGGGCCUCCUUUUUCAUGACGGGAAACUGAAGCCUUGGGGGAGUAUUCUGUCUACAGGAGUAUUUUGCACUUGUGACUACCUCACUAUACUCAGGACAGAGAAGGCCUAUAGUGCCCUGUCAGGCCACAGGGGCUUGCUGACUUUUUGUGUCUUUGCAGCCCCCUUUAAAACCUGAUUGCAAUACACCUGAGCAUUCUAGAACCUCUUAUACCAGGGCUUAGCCGACAGCAGGCCAAGAGUAGGAACAAAGCAAGAAAAGGUUCUGUGGGGAGACUUGAGCUGGGAAUUAGGGUGUUGGUGCCCCUAGUGAAGACCUAGUGGGCACCUUAGGCCACUGCCACCUCUGUUUUUAACCAUAGUGCCACUUGGAGAGUGGCCCCCAUUCACCCAAAGGCUAAGUAACUUGCCCUUGAUUACACUGUUCUUUUGUGACCAAGGCCAAGUAUCUGCUCAGGCCUCCUAAUUAUCUGCAUCUCAGAGCCAUGGCAUUAUCUGCUCAGCAGGAGGCAAGUUCUCCUUAAAGGACUGGGGCUGACUUGGUUCCUGUAGGCAGCCAUCACCUUGUGGUGUCUGGUGUUGGUUGUCGGAAGCGUUUCCUUUAGGUCUGAAAUAAUCAGAGCAGCAGGCCCACCCCUCAAGCAGAGGGCAGCUCUGCCCCUCAGACACAUUCCUUAAGACUAGGGGUUCACUCUCAGUAGGGGGCAGAGUAUGGCCUAAGGUAGGGGAUGGGAGGUGGCUCUGCUCAGCAAGGGGAGGUUAGGUCUGGGCCUGACUCAGGAGUAACUAUGUGUUUGUGAUCUCCAUUACCCCCUCCCAUCUGCAGCUGGAAGAUGUAGAGUGGGAGGACUGGGAGUAAGGGAGCCAGAGGGAGCAGCUCCCCCACCCAUGGCAUCUCUCGCCUCCCUCGUUCGUCUCAGCCCAGCCCUGGAAGACUCUGAGAAUGUCCCCCCAAAUCUCCUUUGCCAACCAGAGCUCUGGGCACAGAUUCUGGUGGCUCCCUGCUGGCCCUCUGGGCCUCUGCUCAUGCCUGGAAAGGGGCUCUCUAAAUCCCGGCCAGGAACUCUGACUUGUGCCAACAAUAGGAUGACCCGAGGGAGAGGAAACCUAUCCCCCGUCACCAGAAGAGCCUGUGUUUUUUCUGCUGAACACCCAGUGUUCCUGAGGACUCCUGCUGGGAAGUCCCAAGGGAUAGUUCUAGCCCUUCUGCCUGUGUAGACAGAAGCUAAACCACCAGUCUCUCGGAGGAAGCCGAGACAACACACACUGUCCACCAUAAGCAGGCAGGGAGGGCCACGCCACCUACCCUUGGCUAAACAGGGACAGCAAACACAUUUUGGUUCCUAUCCCAGUGGGUAAGAUGCACUUACCUCUGGGAAAUUUGCCUCUCCUCUCUUGGGAAUCUCCCCUUCCCAGGCAUUUUCCAUUCCUGGAAAGGCUCCUUUGGGGUUCAGAAUCCAGAGACCAAACCCUGACCCACCUCCUUCCUUUCCUCCAGCCCACGCUGGUCUGUCCCUAUGCCUUCCCAGGGCUUCUUCAUGUCAGAUGCACCCAAGUCCUUAGCCCAGCUGUGCCACCUGCGGGAGUUCGCUCUUGCAUUUCUUCCCCUCCCCAAGAAGGGAGGGGGCCACUUGAGGCCCUUCUGUGUGUUGCCUGGCAGGAUACCUUGUCCAACCAGCUACCCACCUCAACUCCCCUGUAGCUUAGGACACAAAACAGCUACCAGCGGUACAGAGCGGUGAUCACAGCCGAGUACUUACAACUCUGGUAAGCCUAGCUUCUCCGCCUCAGCCCUUCUGCUUCUGGAAGGGCUAUCCUGGGGGUGAACUUGAAACUCUCAUCAGGCUUCUGCAAAAGCUCUUCUUCCUGAAGACAGACCCAGCCUUUGCGCUCUCACCCUCCAGUCUGGUAAAGCUGCACCUCUGGGGGAAUGAGGGGCUGCAGGAAUCUCUGGAGAGCCUGGUGCUUCACGAUGCUGCUCUGGUGAUUCUUGUACCUAAUCUGGUGUGCUCACCAGCGAGUGAAAGGGAUCGUGGUCAGGGACACCGAGAGAGUGGGGUCACUUCUACUUCAAACCUUCAGUGAGGGGGUGGGUUGGAGAGAAUGCUGAAUCUUUUUUUUGACGGGAUGGGGUUUUUCUCUUUGUAAUUAUUUCUUUAGUUUAAUUAACUUUUUGGUUGUUUGUGCAAUAUUAUAUAUUUUAAAUUAUAAUGCAUCUCCCCAGAGUAUUUUGUAGCUGGGAAAAGAAAAAAGGAAAAAAAAAAAAAGAUUCUAACAGCUGUUAGUUUUAUAAUUAAAAAAGAAAGAAAAAAGAACUUUGUCCUGAACCUUUUACAGACUUGCCGUUAACAGCAUUAAAGUGAUUCAACCAAAGCUG
This is a messenger RNA of Mandrillus leucophaeus (drill), 4666 nucleotides long. RefSeq names its product BSD domain containing 1 (gene BSDC1). The transcript has 10 exons. The record is from RefSeq and is a predicted model, not a curated record. Gene Ontology annotation, cellular component: cytoplasm. NCBI's taxonomy places the organism in Eukaryota, Metazoa, Chordata, Mammalia, Primates, Cercopithecidae. Bases 48 to 1472 code for a protein of 474 amino acids.